Funneliformis mosseae is the source of this 1224-nucleotide messenger RNA. The record is from the annotation of a GenBank genome assembly. NCBI's taxonomy places the organism in Eukaryota, Fungi, Glomeromycota, Glomeromycetes, Glomerales, Glomeraceae.
AUGUUUUUGAUAGAAUCGUUUCGUGAUUAUCGAACAACAGAACCUAUUUGGUUUAGAUAUUUACGAGGUUUAUUUGCUAUUGUUUUCACAACGAUACUCAUUGUUUAUUCAAUAAAUAAAGUUUAUGAAGUUAACAUAUACAUACCGACAAACCCUAUUAUUUUUACAUAUCCUCAGCUUCAUGAAAUAGAUUUUAAUAUAAGCAUUUGUACUGGAAUUUCGAAUGUAAUGACUGAUAUUGAAUUAGAAAUUACAGAAUUUGCAAAAAUUACAAAUAAUACGUCUCAAUGUCAAACUGUUCAUAGAGAUGAUGUUUCGUAUCAUUCUGAUCGAAACUUUUGGUUUAAUAUCACUACCGCUCCUUCUAAAAAUAAUGAUAUCAAAAAUGAUACGCAACAAGAAUCAAAAUAUAGAUUAAAUCCUUAUGAAUUCAGUAUACCUAGUGGUAUUCCAGAUAACAUGUUAUUAUUAUGCUUAGAAUCAAUCGAAUUACAAACUUACAACCCACAAUCUUUGUUGAAAAUAUAUAGAUAUAAUUUAACAGAAUUAAUUAGAUACAAAUUUGAUAUUUAUCAAUUAGAAUCAAACUAUUUUUUACUUAACCUUGGACAAGCUUCUAUAAUAACUUUUAAACCAAUGAUUGCAAAUGAUAUAUUAGAAUUAAUGCCACGAUUAGAACAAAUACCUAUGAGUUUAAAACCUAAUGAACUUCGAAUUGGAUUUGAAUUUCCUUCAUAUUUUCUCAGAUUUAAAGAAUCGGGGUACGAAUAUACCGAUCUAAUAGCUGAUGUUGGAGGUUUCUAUGGUGCGAUAGCAGGCAAGUACAGAAUCUUUUAUUUAUUAUUUGGAAUGCAAAAACUUGAACCAUGGGGUUUGGUACAAAAGUAUCUGCUUUCAUAUAUUCCCUUUAGACAAAGUUUUACAAGAAAAUUCGCAAAAAGAUAUGUUACAUAUGUCGGUCUUCCAAUUGUUGAGAAAAUUGAACUUAAAGGUGAAUCGCCUUCACUAUCAGCUGAUCCGAAACCAUCAGUGGAAAAUAAUUCUCCUUUUCUUACAACUUCUGGGAAUGAAAUUCAAAGCGAUCAGACACAUUUGAAAGAUGUAGUUCAAAUUUCAGAGAAAUUAGAAUAUCUAAAAGAUAGAGUUCAAAUGCUAGAAAUUUUAUUAAAGGAUUAUUAUUUAGAUGAUUAUUUAUUAAAAAAAGUUAAAUUUGCUAAACUCUAA